AUGUAUCUUUUACAUUGGAAAAUAUUUCUAAACUUCUUGCUUGCAACUCACCUCUUCACCUCUCUUUAUUCCUUUCCACUCGUGUUUCCUGCCUAUCACAAUUCCCAUCAUUUUUUCGUGUCAGCCAAUCAUGAUUCUGCUGCCUGCAGUAGCGCCU
Molecule: messenger RNA, 157 nt
Organism: Closterium sp. NIES-65
Lineage: Eukaryota; Viridiplantae; Streptophyta; Zygnematophyceae; Desmidiales; Closteriaceae
Source: the annotation of a GenBank genome assembly